Molecule: messenger RNA, 578 nt
Organism: Suillus subaureus
Lineage: Eukaryota; Fungi; Basidiomycota; Agaricomycetes; Boletales; Suillaceae
Product: kinase-like domain-containing protein
Exons: 3
Biological process (GO): protein phosphorylation
Molecular function (GO): ATP binding; protein kinase activity
Source: RefSeq, a predicted model, not a curated record
AUGUAUUCAAAGUUUGUAAGCGCCUCUCAGGCUUCCUGGACAUCCACGCUCAAAGGCAACAUGCGAUGGAUGGCUCCUGAGCUUCUUGGAGAGCGGGAGGAUGGGUCUCAAGCUCGGCCAAGCGCGCAGAGCGACAUGUAUUCAUUUGGCGGUAUCAUGCUGCAGGUCCUCACCAACAAAGUACCCUAUUAUCACCUCACGAAUGAUGCCGCCAUCAUACUUUGCAUAGCCAAGUCGCAAACGCCUUCCCGAUAUCGUUAUCCUGAGCUCCCUGAACAAUACUGGCAAUUUAUCGAGCAAUGCUGGUCUACUCAUCCUUGGAACCGUCCCUCGACGGAGGGAGCUGACACUGCGAUCAGCAAUGAAUUUGACUCGUUGUCCAGACCUAGUUGAUUCUUGCACUGUCUCGCAUUCAGGAAUCUUUUUACAGUACAGCCAGACAGAUAAACCUAGGCACACCUGUAUAGUAAACGUAGGCUCACCCCAAGAUGAGUCAUUGGAGUCGACAAAACAAUUAUCCUGUUCGCAAAUUCUGCGACAACCAAAUUCAGCAUGCAGGCGAGCACUGGUCUGACUGA